Messenger RNA from Symbiodinium natans, 474 nucleotides. NCBI's taxonomy places the organism in Eukaryota, Dinophyceae, Suessiales, Symbiodiniaceae. The record is from the annotation of a GenBank genome assembly.
AUGGACUACGUCAGCAAAGUGCUGAUCAUCUCAAGGCUCCCAGUGCUGAAGCGCCUGGCGAACUUCCAGGUCUGUUCCAUUUCAAGGGCCCUGACCUCCACAGAGCCCUGGAGACCGGGAGAGAUUGUCUUCGACCAAGGAGAAGAUGGUGGCAAGUUCUUCAUCAUCAUGUCUGGCGGUGUGCGUGUUGAUGUGGACGGAGUCUUACUCCGAGAGCUUGGCAAAGGAGCCUGCUUUGGGGAGCGAGCACUGCUCUUCGAUGAGAAGCGGUCGGGCAAGGUCACCGUCACAGAGCCGGACACGCGGUUUUGGGUGGGCACCCGGGAGGUUUUCGAGAAGUUCGUCACCAAGAAUAUGAGAGACGACGCUUGGCUUGAGGGGGCUCCCACGAGUGUGUGGUGUCAGGAUGUGGAGCUGGGCACGUGGAUGAAGCUUCGUGCUUGGUGCCUAUCGGGAAAAGAUUCCAAGGCGUAA